Molecule: messenger RNA, 1467 nt
Organism: Thermochaetoides thermophila DSM 1495
Lineage: Eukaryota; Fungi; Ascomycota; Sordariomycetes; Sordariales; Chaetomiaceae
Exons: 2
Coding region: 1-1467 (488 amino acids)
Source: RefSeq, a predicted model, not a curated record
AUGGGCGACAGUGCAGAAGCCCCCGCCCAGGAUGACGGCUCCGACCCUUCCGGCUUGAAUGGCGUCAAGGUCGUCGAUAUCGUUCCAGACGGUGAUCUCAUACUCGAUGUGACAUUUUACACCUCAAAAGAUGUCCUGCAAGCCGCGCGUAAGGCGGCCAGGAAAACGGUCCCGUCGGUUCCCAAGGAGCUGCCACAGCCGACGCUGAGGUCAACCGUCCGCGUCGCCUACCGCGUGCACCUGGCCGUCCUGCGCCAGCAGUCCAAGUACUUCGACAACCUCCUUGGCGACAAGCGAUUUGCUGAGGCAAAGUCGAUCGAGUCUGCUCUACAACGGCUCUCCCUGCAAGGCAUAAAGCCCGAAAAUGCCAGUCCAACCGACUUGCCUGUGGUAAAGAUCCACGAAGAUGACGAGACUACGCGCUCCGUAGGCCGCGAGGGCAUCUUCGAGGAUCUUCUGCGCAUCUUGCAUAGGAAGCAAUCCACUACCAACACCAAGCAUGUGUCCAUGCACUACCUGGCUGUCCUAGCCGUGUUGGCCGACAGAUUUGCCUCCACGGGGAUCGUGUCCCGCUAUGUGAGCGCGCUCAAGUACAAGUGGCCGGCCACUCAAACGCGGCUAGGCAAGAAUGACGGCCCGACCUUGUCCCGUGCCGCUGAGGAGACGCUGCGGCAGAAGAUUUUGGUGGCAUGGCUGUUGGAUCAGCCGCCUAAGCUGAUGACUUCUACACGGGAGCUGAUUAUGUAUGGCUCCCGGAGAUGGCGGACCUUCGGCGAUGAGGAGGACGAGGAGGACGAGGAGGUUGGACAUGCUGCGUGGUGGGAUCUCCCCGAUGAUUUGGAGAGGGAGCUCCACUACCGCCGGGACUGCAUCCUCAACACCCUAGCCUCCAUCCCACGCCACUUCCUUCGCCUCUACACCUCUCGCACACGCCAAUGCUCCCUCGGCUAUGACACCUCCCCCGCUUGUGACUCCUUCCAGCUGGGCGAGAUGAUCAAGUUCUUCGUGUCCCGAGACCUCCUCUUCUUAGUGGACUUCUCCCCCCAUUCUCUCGACACCAUCCGCGACUUUGCCGCUACCGAUCUAGGACACGUCAUCGCUUCCCUCAGGCAGUGUCCUUCGUAUCCACUCGAUAAAUAUCACACUAGUUGUGGCCUUCGGAUGAGGAUCCUGCCCAUAGUGGAUUUUGUCCAGGCUAUGUUGUCGAGUAGUGCCGUCGCUAUUGGCCGGGUAUCAUGGCUUAAGGCACGUGAGGCGACGAGUUGGAUGCCGAGAGAUAAUGGAAAAAGAGAGAAGAGAGUGUUUCGGUUCACUAGGGGCAUCGCGACGGAUCAGAGGCUGAGGUAUGAGGGGGCUAUGGCUACGGAGCGUAUUGCGAGGGAGUUGUUUACGGCAGAUGAGUGGGAUUGGACGCCGGAGGAGGAUCAGGGGAGGGAAGAGGGGAUGGGGAGGUGGAGGUUUGGGUGA